AUGCGAAAAGUAGAUUUAGAUGAUAUUUUAUAUGAACUUAGUGGAAUUAAAAAUAAUCGAAAAAAUAAAAAACAUCAGUUCUUUAUUACUAAUAAUGCCUAUUAUUGUAUUGAGAUCAAUGCUCAUCAACUAAUGUAUCUUGCCUUAUUAGUAACAGAAAAAAAGUUACCACCAGAAGCAAUGAAUAUUUACUUAUUUAGUUCUCAAACCUGUGAGGGUAUGUUUCGCUCUGCCCGCUCCAUGUCAGGAACAUUUUCGUCUGUUGUAAAUUUUACUGUACAAGAAUUUCUUAAUCGUGCACAGAAACUUUCUCUCUUAAAUAAAAUCAAAACUGAGAGUGAAUUUUUCUCAAUGAAUGGUGCUCUUGUUUUUCCAAAACAUUAUAAACAAGGAAAAAAAAUUAAAAAAACAAAUAAUAUAAUUUCAAAUCAUAAUACAUUCAAUGUCGAUAUAAUUACAAAUACAGUUUUACAAGCAUUUAAUGAUGCUACUAACUUAAUACAUGGUUUUAAAAUUAAAAAUUUUCUUGAUGAAAAGAAGAUUAUAAAUAUGAAACAACUUAACUGCUAUAUUCACAACAUCCUAACACAAAGAAUAAAUAUUAUGGAUUAUUCUGACUUGUACGAAUCAAAAGAUGAAACAUCAGAUUCGGAAGAUGAAUUAGAUAUUGUUCUCGAUUCAGAAAGUGACGUUGAAAGUGAAGAUCAACAAGAUGAAACAUCAUGUAUCUCGUCAAAUGAAAUCUUAAAUGAUUUAGAUGGAAUUAAGUUCUCUGGAAUGCGAGUAUUCGACACAGUUCGACCCGAGUUGGCAAAAUCUUUUUUUGAAGUUGAAAUAGGUGAUGAAGAACAACAAUAG
This is a messenger RNA of Rotaria sordida, 858 nucleotides long. The record is from the annotation of a GenBank genome assembly. Lineage: Eukaryota; Metazoa; Rotifera; Eurotatoria; Philodinida; Philodinidae.